AUGUCAACAGCUUUACAAGUUAAUUUGGCACCUUCGCCACAAAAUAAUUGGUUACCACCGUCAAACUUAUUACCACAUCAAAAAAUUUUAGUUUCUCUCACCGGCCCUCAUGGUACAGACAUUAUCGGAUGUGUAUUAGAUUGUAUGGCAAAAAAUGAUUGCGAAAUUGAAGACUUCAUGUUAUCUCGACUUUAUCAUAAUGUUACAUUUGGGGUUUUGAUUACUUUAAAAUCAGAUAAUGCUAAUUUGUUUCGUGAUCUUGCCGAGGCUUCUAAAAAAUGGGAUGGAAAUUUAUCUCUUAAUAUUCACAGCCAGCAUGAUAUUUUACCAAAAUCCCUUGAAGACGCACCAUAUAAAGAUCGUAUUAAAUAUACUGCCACUGUAUUAAAUCAGAAUGGUCUUACUCCACAAUUUUUGGAUGAAUGGACAAAAUUAUUACUUCGUGAAAAGAUUUCUAUAGAGAAGAUGCAAAGAUUGAGCGAAGGGAAAUUAUUAUGUGCUGAUUAUAAACUUUCAGUGCCGUCGGAAACGGAUCUUGAACGCUUGAGAAAAGAAUUAUUUCAGUUGAGCAUAAAUCAUGGAACUGAUGUUGCUCUUCAACCGUUUAACGUCUUUAGAAAGCACAAAAGAUUAGUUGUAUUUGACAUGGAUUCUACUUUAAUACAGCAAGAAGUAAUUGAUGAAAUCGCUAAAUUAGCUGGUGUUGUCAAUGAUGUUGCAGUAAUCACAGAAUCCGCAAUGAAUGGAGAAAUUGAUUUCCAGGAAUCUUUACGACUUCGUGUUUCAUUAUUAAAAGGAACUUCAACUGAUGUUAUACAAACUAUCAAGAAGAAUCUUAUUUUUACUGAAGGAGCUCAUCUUCUGUGUAAAGCACUAAAGAAGAUCGGGUUUAAAUUGGCUGUAAUUUCUGGUGGAUUCAUUCCUCUUGCUAACCAUGUGAAGAAUGAGCUUGGACUAGAUUAUGCUUUUGCCAAUCAAUUAAAAGUUUCACCGGAUGGUUUAACGUUCACUGGCGAACUUGAUGGUCCAAUCGUUGAUGGAAAACGCAAAGCUGAGCUCUUAGAGGUGAUUGCUCAGGCUGAGAAUAUAAAACUUGAUCAAGUUAUCGCUGUAGGUGAUGGUGCGAACGAUUUAUUCAUGUUGGCAAAAGCUGGACUAGGGGUAGCGUUUAACGCAAAGCCACGUGUACAAGAAAAAGCACGUGCACGAAUUAACCAGAAGUCCCUGAGAUAUAUUUUAUACCUUUUAGGAUAUACUGAUGAAGAUGCCCAACAAUUAUAUAGCGAUGAUUAA
Molecule: messenger RNA, 1293 nt
Organism: Dentiscutata heterogama
Lineage: Eukaryota; Fungi; Glomeromycota; Glomeromycetes; Diversisporales; Gigasporaceae
Source: the annotation of a GenBank genome assembly